GGUGAAUCGUCUUCCACAUUGUUGCUCAGGUACUCUUCAGUGACUAAUUUUAAGAAAAUCAUUUGUGAAGCUAACGUCCUCCCGCUUGAGGAAGUCUGUGAUAAAUCUUCUGGUUAAGCUGGCCAGUGGAUGGCGUCCCAAGAGAAAAGAAUGUGGAUUCAAUUUCUGAGAGCUCAUCUCAAAUUGUAAAACAAAUUUAAGGUUGUAAGGCCCGUUUGUCGUUUGCUCAUUGAUAUUCAGAAAGAAUCCACCUAUACUCAAGUGCUGAGGUUUGGGAUGUAUUGCCCUUGGAGGAGGUUGCAAAGUUGUUGAAACGUCUUGAUAACAUAUUUGCAAUGUACACUGAUGAAUUCAUUAAGCUUUGCAAGGAGAAGUGUCUUGUGGGGGACUUGGAAGUUCCGAAGAUUUGGAUGCUUUGUCGUGAGAUAAGUCAGUAUAAAAGCAUUUCUAGUGAGAUCCAAUUGAAUCAUGAAUCAAUUGGUGCGGAAGAUUGUAGAAGUUGUGUUGAACAUUCAAGAGUCAGUGAAAGCUUGUUAUUGAUGAAGUUUUACUCAUUAUCAUCUGGUGUUGUCAAUCAUUUGCUCUCUGAUCUCCAUGGUGAAGCAUUAGAUCUCCCUUUUGAAGUUACUAAUGAAGAGAGGGAUAUAAUCCAAUUUAGUAGAAGCAGUUUCAUCCUCGGUCGCUCAGGCACGGGGAAAACCACAGUUUUGACCAUGAAGUUAUUGCAGAAGGAGCAACAACAUCACAAUUCUGUUGAAGGAUUAAAUAAAUCAGGGAAGCAAGAAGUAAAUCAAUUUGAAGGGGAAGCAGAUGAGGAUAAUCAAUGUGUAGGAGAGGCUAUCAGGGAAACCCUGCGUCAACUUUUCGUGACUGUUAGUCCAAAACUUUGUUAUGCUGUCAAACAGCAGAUUUCUCAGUUGAAAAGCUUUGCUUGUGGUGGAAGUUUCUCAGCAGAAAACAGCUUGCUUGAGAUUGAUGAUUUGGAUGGGACGACACAGUUUAGAGAUUUACCGAACUCUUUUAUUGGCAUUCCUUACAUGAAAUACCCUCUUGUGAUCACAUUUCACAAGUUCUUAUUGAUGCUUGACGGAACAAUAGGUUCUUCCUACUUUGAUAGGUUCCAUUUGAAGUGGGACCUGUUUGAAGACAGAAGUUUGAGGUCAGCUGCUUUAAGAUCCUUCAUAAGAGAGAAGGAGGUCAACUACGAAUGCUUCUGUAGCUCGUAUUGGCCUCACUUCAGUACUGUGUUGACAAAAAAUCUUGAUCAUUCAAGGGUGUUUACUGAAAUUUAUGGUAUUUUUCAGGAUUAUGAAAAGAUGAAGAUGGAGCGUGCUGAAUAUGAUAUAGCUGAUUUGGUUAAUGAUCUUCAUAGUCGGCUAAAGUAUCAGCAUCUCGAUGGUGACAAAGUAGAUUUUGUGUAUAUUGAUGAAGUUCAAGAUCUCACAAUGAGACAGAUAGCGUUGUUCAAAUAUAUUUGUAGAAAUGUCGAAGAAGGAUUUGUUUUCUCUGGUGAUACAGCACAAACAAUUGCUAGGGGGAUAGAUUUCAGGUUUGAAGACAUUAGGAAUCUCUUCUAUACCGAGUUUGUCAUGGAUUCAAAGGGUGAUGAAGUUUCCCAUAGAAAAGACAAGGGACAUUUAUCACCUGUUUUUCAGUUGCUUCAGAACUUCCGGACACAUGCCGGUGUACUCAAACUAGCACAGAGUGUAGUUGAUUUGCUUUGUCAUUAUUUCCCUCACUCUGUUGAUUUCUUGAAACCUGAAACAAGUCUUAUUUAUGGUGAGGCUCCGGUAUUGUUGAAGCCCGGAGCUGAUGAAAAUGCAAUUCUAACUAUUUUUGGGAAUACUGGAAGUAUUGGAGAAAAAAUGAUAGGUUUUGGUGCAGAGCAGGUAAUCUUAGUGCGGGAUGAAUCUGCGAAGAAGGAAAUCUCCGGUUAUAUUGGAAGGCAAGCACUUAUUUUGACUAUUGUUGAAUGCAAGGGUUUGGAAUUUCAGGAUGUACUGCUGUACAAUUUUUUUGGGUCAUCGCCACUUAGUAAUCAGUGGAGAGUGGUAUAUGAGUUUAUGAAAGGAAAAGGUGUAGUAGAUAUAUCCUUCCCAAAUUUCUGUGAAGAACGACAUAGUCUAUUGUGUUCUGAACUAAAACAGCUUUAUGUUGCCAUCACUCGAACAAGACAAAGGUUAUGGAUUUGUGAGUGUGUCGAAGAAUUUUCCAAGCCUAUGUUUGACUACUGGAGAGGAUUGUGUCUAGUGGAAACAAGGGAGAUAGAUGAUUCACUUGCACAAGCAAUGCAAACUUCUAGCACCCCGGAGGAGUGGAAGUCGAGGGGAGUGAAGCUCUUUUGGGAAAAGAAUUAUGAGAUGGCAAUCAUGUGCUUCGAAAAAGCAGGAGAAAGGAAUUGGGAGAAAAGGGCGAAGGCAGCUGGAUUCAGGGCAGCUGCUGAAAGAAUUCGUGAUUCAAAUUCCAAAGAGUCUUCCACCUACCUACGUCAGGCGGCUGAAAUUUUUGACUCGAUUGGGAGGUUUGAGGCAGCAGCAGAAUGUUUUUAUGAUUUGAGGGAGUAUGAACGGGCAGGUAACAUUUGGUGUUUACUUUCUCAGGAGUUCCUUCAUUGCUAG
Molecule: messenger RNA, 2618 nt
Organism: Solanum tuberosum (potato)
Lineage: Eukaryota; Viridiplantae; Streptophyta; Magnoliopsida; Solanales; Solanaceae
Product: TPR and ankyrin repeat-containing protein 1-like
Exons: 6
Coding region: 336-2618 (760 amino acids)
Molecular function (GO): hydrolase activity; protein binding; ATP binding
Source: RefSeq, a predicted model, not a curated record